Megalobrama amblycephala (Wuchang bream) is the source of this 1096-nucleotide messenger RNA. RefSeq lists its product as uncharacterized. NCBI's taxonomy places the organism in Eukaryota, Metazoa, Chordata, Actinopteri, Cypriniformes, Xenocyprididae. The record is from RefSeq and is a predicted model, not a curated record. The transcript is spliced from 8 exons. Bases 95 to 742 code for a protein of 215 amino acids.
CUAAUACCUGCAUCCUAUUUUAUUAAUCUGGUGGUAGACUCUUACAGAAGGACAGCUUGCUGACAAGCCCAUAGUGGAAGAAAUCUCACCUGCAAUGACCAUCAAUGAUGAAAAACCUGCAGAGAAAUUCCAACCUUAUAAAGAAUUACAGGAACGUGAAUGCUUAUCACAGGAACUGGGGGCUUGCUGCUAUCAAAGAGUCGGAAAUCAAACCAUGCACUCAGAAGUAAAGAAUGUACAGUGGACACAGUGCAAUACCUGUCAUGGUUGGCUUCACACAGAAUGUGCAGGAAUAGAUCGAGCCACUGACACAUCAUUUAACUGUGGGUGUCACAUGAAACUGCCCUAUUGUUUAAAAAGAACGAGGGCUGCUGCGGAAAAGGGCAUGCUGGAAAGUAUCUUGACAGAUGAAGAGAUUCAAAAACUUGCAGAGGAUCUUAGAACUGGGGUGUUGCGAUCAAAUCGAAUGUAUCUUAAACGUCACCCCAAUUUCAAUCUCAAAUUCAAACAAAACAGAGAAGCCCUAAUUAGUAUCUUCAACGAAAAACAGACGAUAGCCAUAAUAGAUAGAGUGGACACUGUAUUGGGCCGUGACAAGACAAACUUGGAAGAGCUUUCAUUUAAUUUAGAUGUUAUGACACCUGAGGUAACCCUGUGCAUCCUGAGAAAACUGGAGGGAUUUAGCCGCUAUGAAGCCGAAAAGGCUUUUGUAAGUCAUGUUUUCUUUGAAGGUGAAGAUUAAAGAUUUACUGAAGAGACUGGAAUGUUUUCCUGUUCCUACAACACGGGAAAUAAAUAUAAAGGAAUGUACAGCCAUCAUUAUGAUUAGAUAAUACACUGUUAAUGCACCUUUUAAAAUAUAUUGUGUUUUUACAAAAUGAUGUUGAAUAUCCACUAAUUUUUUUAACUGUUUUAAACAUUUUACAAAAAACAUGCUCAAAUGAGACAACUAAGUGUAAGACAGAGAAAAAAUAGAUGUAGAUGAACAAAUAAGUGAAUGAAUAAAUACAUAAAUAAAUGUAACUGUGAUAACAUUAAGUGACUUCUAAUGUUUUAUGAUGUGUGCAUGAUCUGAGUUGAUUUUUCCAUUCAUAUA